Messenger RNA from Lolium rigidum, 1074 nucleotides. RefSeq lists its product as uncharacterized. NCBI's taxonomy places the organism in Eukaryota, Viridiplantae, Streptophyta, Magnoliopsida, Poales, Poaceae. The record is from RefSeq and is a predicted model, not a curated record. The coding region runs from base 16 to 948 and encodes 310 amino acids. Gene Ontology annotation, molecular function: S-adenosylmethionine-dependent methyltransferase activity. The transcript has 8 exons.
CGCCUGCUCGUCUCCAUGGCCACCCUCGCGACACGCCCCGACCUCCUCCUCGUCGCUCUGAGAAGGUCCCGCCCUAGGACGCUUCGCGCCCGCGCCGGAGCCGCCGCCCCACGCGUCCGCGGCGCUCCCGUGCCACCGCGGGCCACGCGGCCGCGGCGCGUCUUCCUCGGCCUCGGCGUCGCAUUUGUCGACCAGCUCGCCUCCAUGGUCUCGAGCGGCGUUCCGUCCCGCUCGUUCGUCGCCGCGGCGCGGCCAAGGCAGGGGGUCUCCCCGGUCGAAGAGAUUUUGAAGAACGUGGAGUGGCCGGACGAGUUCCCCUUCAAGCCCGACGACUUCAGCCGCUUCGACGAAUCAUCAGAUGCCGAGUUCUACUCAGCUCCCCGUUUCGUCACGCACAUUGAUGACCAAGCAAUCAGGGCUCUCACAAAAUACUACUCCCAAGCUCUUCCUCCAAGCAACUCUCCAGGCGUGGCCAUCCUGGAUAUGUGCAGUAGCUGGGUGAGCCAUUACCCACCCGGGUACAAGCAAGAGAAGAUCAUUGGGAUGGGUAUGAAUGAAGCCGAGCUCCAAAAGAAUCCGGUUUUGACAGAGUAUGUUGUGCAAGACCUCAAUGUGAACCCAAAGCUUCCUUUCGAGGAUAACACUUUCGAUGUUAUAACCAACGUGGUUAGUGUAGACUACUUGAACAAACCAAUGGAUGUAUUUAAGGAGAUGCGACGAAUCCUUAAACCAUCUGGAUUAGCUAUCAUGAGUUUUUCAAAUCGCUGCUUCUGGACAAAAGCUAUAUCUAUCUGGACAUCAACUGGUGAUGCUGAUCAUGCUUGGAUAGUUGGUGCUUACUUCCAUUAUACUGGAGGUUUUGAGGCCCCUGAGGCAAUUGAUAUAUCUCCCAAUCCAGGACAAACAGAUCCGAUGUACAUUGUGUGCUCCAGAAAGAAAACAGCUUAGAAAAGUAAUAAAUAAAUAAAUAAAUUGUGUACGGAGGUUUGAGUAAAGGAAAAUUGUAUAGCUGUACGUACCCAAGUGUUAGCUAAGGCUAAAAGGCCUGAACCGGUACAAGGUUUCAGAACCGCA